Molecule: messenger RNA, 1628 nt
Organism: Chenopodium quinoa (quinoa)
Lineage: Eukaryota; Viridiplantae; Streptophyta; Magnoliopsida; Caryophyllales; Amaranthaceae
Product: E3 ubiquitin-protein ligase SINAT5-like
Exons: 3
Coding region: 329-1312 (327 amino acids)
Biological process (GO): ubiquitin-dependent protein catabolic process; multicellular organism development
Cellular component (GO): cytoplasm
Molecular function (GO): zinc ion binding; protein binding; ubiquitin protein ligase activity
Source: RefSeq, a predicted model, not a curated record
AAAAUUGUAAGAAGGCAAAGAAAUGGGCCAAAGAAGCCCAUAAAGAAAAAGCACCUGGGGAUAUGGAAGGAAGGAUGGUUGUUUUAGCAAAAUGAGGGAUUUUGGGAUUCCCUUUUUCUCUCUCUCUCUUUCUCUUUCUCUUUCUUUCCCAAACUUUGAACUACUCCUGACUACCAUUGGAGCUUAGGAGGGAGGGUGAGAGAGUGUGUAUAUCAUCACAAACCCAAUUAUAUAUAAACCCAGAAAUUCAAUUUUCUGAUUUUUCAGAUUUUUUUGCAAGUGGGGUUGUGAUCUGGGCAAAUUUGGUGGUGUUUUCUGAAAAUUAAAAAUGGAUAUUGAUAGCAUAGAGUGUGUAUCUUCCAUAGAUAUGGAUGAAGAUGAAAUAAUACAGCAACAUCAUCAUCAUCAUCAUCAUCAACCUCAUCACCAAUUUUCAUCUUCAAAAGCUCCUCACAUCAUCAACAAUGGUGUCCUUAAUCCCAACAUUCACCCUGCUACCAGUGUUCAUGAGCUUCUUGAAUGUCCUGUUUGUACCAAUUCUAUGUACCCUCCAAUUCACCAGUGCCGAAAUGGGCAUACACUUUGUUCCACCUGUAAAACACGUGUACAAAAUCGAUGCCCAACCUGUCGGCAAGAACUUGGGGAUAUAAGAUGUCUAGCAUUGGAAAAAGUUGCUGAAUCGCUAGAGCUUCCUUGCAAAUAUUUUUCACUUGGUUGCCCGGAGAUAUUUCCCUACUACAGCAAAGUUAAACAUGAAACCAUAUGUAACUUCAGGCCAUACAAUUGUCCAUAUGCUGGAUCAGAGUGCUCUGUUACUGGGGAUAUACCUUAUCUGGUGGCUCAUUUGAGGGAUGAUCACAAGGUUGACAUGCAUUCUGGAUGUACAUUCAAUCAUCGUUAUGUGAAGUCUAAUCCGCGCGAGGUGGAAAAUGCUACAUGGAUGCUAACUGUGUUCCACUGUUUUGGUCAGUAUUUCUGCCUCCAUUUCGAAGCAUUUCAACUUGGCAUGGCUCCUGUUUAUAUGGCUUUUCUUCGGUUCAUGGGGGAUGAGAUGGAAGCUAGAAAUUAUAGCUACAGCCUUGAAGUUGGGGGCUAUGGCCGCAAACUCACUUGGGAGGGAACCCCUAGAAGUGUUAGAGACAGCCACAGAAAAGUUAGGGACAGCCACGAUGGUCUUAUAAUACAAAGAAACAUGGCACUUUUCUUCUCUGGAGGAGACCGCAAGGAACUGAAGUUGCGGGUCACUGGGCGCAUAUGGAAGGAGCAGCAGAACCCUGAUGGUGGAGCCUGCAUUCCCAAUCUGUGCAGCUAAUAGUUGGUUUCUCUCUUGCCUGCUGACCCCUCCUAUCUACUCUUCUCUUCAGGAUUGUAAUUUGGUUAACCAAGUAUAUAGACGCGCUGUACAAUUACUGAUGUGGAAUGAGUGCAUGCUAGAUGUAGCCGAUUUGCAAGAUUGUUUUAACCAAUUCACUUUCGCCAUUGAAAAUGGCUAAUAAUUUUACUGUGUCUGUCUUGCACUUUGUGACUUGUUGGAUCAUGUUGUCAAGAGCUUCCUGCUUCCAAGAUUGUGCCUGACUCGCCAACUAACUUCUUGCUUUGCAUAAAUGAGGUUCUUAUAGCUUGUUUUA